AUGGCCAACGUUACGGCCCAGGUGGUCGAGCAGCUCGCGUACCUUGAGCAGCGGUCCUGGCCCUCAGCUAAUCUAGAUGCGGCAGAAGCGGCGCGCGCGAUUGCUGAGGUAAAGUUGGUACAGAAUCUCGUCCGACAACUUGAGAAGAGCGAGCAAACAAGGUCUGUGCGACAGGACUUUGGGGGCAGCUGCAAACGCCGCUCGUCAGCUCACAGGUGUUUGCAUAGGCAUGCCCCCCGAAUUGCAGCCUUGGAGCAGCGUGCCCAAGCCCUGCGCACCGCCAUGGAGCGUCUUGAAUGGGACCAGGCAGAGCAGGCACAACUGCGCAAGCGCCGUGGCGACCGCAUCGUGCUACCCGAUCAGAGUCCGGCCGUCAAGCCUGAAUCUUUCGAGCAGUUUCAGGAUCGAGUGACUAGCAACAUGCUUGAAAUGGCGCGGGCCAUGAAACUCAAUGCAGCCUCAACGCAUGAGCUUCUGAGCGCAGGAAAUACGCAUGCGAAUGUCAAAAUUGGUUCAAUUCGCAAUGUUGUGGUUGGUGGCACAGCCGAGCCCGACCAGGAAAAAGAUGGCUACCAGGUUUGGACAACCAUCGAAAGCAGAGUCAAGAAACAGAUGAACACAACACCCUAA
Molecule: messenger RNA, 630 nt
Organism: Monosiga brevicollis MX1
Lineage: Eukaryota; Choanoflagellata; Craspedida; Salpingoecidae
Exons: 5
Coding region: 1-630 (209 amino acids)
Source: RefSeq, a predicted model, not a curated record